Cryptococcus deneoformans JEC21 is the source of this 1131-nucleotide messenger RNA. RefSeq names its product nucleus protein, putative. The transcript has 6 exons. NCBI's taxonomy places the organism in Eukaryota, Fungi, Basidiomycota, Tremellomycetes, Tremellales, Cryptococcaceae. The record is from RefSeq and is a predicted model, not a curated record. The coding region runs from base 118 to 1047 and encodes 309 amino acids.
CAAAGCCACUCCUUACGUUUGACCCUCCCUUGUCUUUUCUUGAUCAGUUGGAUUACCAGUCCCUUUUACUCUUCAUUUUUUUCACGACAUACGGAAAAAACGAUAACGACGAUCACGAUGCUCGGUUACUUUGCUGCUCUCGCGCUUGCCCUUCCCGCCCUCGCCCAGUCUGCCUCCAACGGCUCUGCCUCCGCCGUCGAUAUUGAGGGCUUGCAAGCAAACUUCCAACAGGCCGAACUUACGCCCCAAUUGCUCGAAACUUUUGAGCCUGAGGCUCUUUUGAGCGUUACUUUCGGUAGCACCGCUAUCUCUACCGGUGAUACGCUCGACCAGGAUGCCGUCUCUUCUUCUCCCACUCUUGCCGUCUCCCCCGCUUCCAACGCUACUCUUGAAUCGGGUCAGCUCUACACCGUCGUGAUGGUCGAUGCCGACAUUGUUGGAACCGACGAAUCUACCACGGAGCAGACUCGGCACUGGCUCGUCAACUCUGCUAGUCUUUCCACCGACUCGGCCCCUUACGCUGUCAACUGGACCGGUUCUACCUCUAUUACCGAUUAUGCCGGUCCCGGUCCCGCCUCUGGCAGUGGCUCUCACCGAUACGUAAUCAUCGUCUACGCUCAGCCCGAUACUUUCUCUCCUCCCGCCAACCUUUCUCAAGCCGGUACCCCCCUCAGUACAAUGUCUCUCUCUAGCUACGUCUCUGAAAGUGGUCUAGGAAACUUAAUCACUGCCAACUACUUCCAAGUCGAGAAUGGCGAGGCUACCGUCACUGUAUCUUCCACUAGCGCUGUUGACUCUUCUACCCUUGCCGGCUACCUCUCUACUACUGCUGCCUCUUCCGCUUCCAGCGCUGCUUCCGGAACUGCUUCCGGAGCAGCCUCCAACUCUGCUGCUACCUCUGCUACUGACUCUUCUGCCACUUCCGCUUCUUCCGCCCCUGCUUCCAGCGACUCCUCUAGCAGGGCUUUGAGGUCCGAAAUGGGCUUUGGUAUGGUUGUUGGCGUUGUCGGUGUUGUGGGCGCUGUUUUGGGUGCCGGUAUGGUCUAAGAGUUUUGGCGUGUAAAGAUACAAAGUGAUCGGGGUUGAUCUGUGUCAUGAAAGGACAAUUCACAUUGUGCAUGCAUAUCACUG